Hippocampus comes (tiger tail seahorse) is the source of this 1075-nucleotide messenger RNA. RefSeq names its product heme-binding protein soul4 (gene soul4). Lineage: Eukaryota; Metazoa; Chordata; Actinopteri; Syngnathiformes; Syngnathidae. Gene Ontology annotation, molecular function: heme binding. Bases 231 to 980 code for a protein of 249 amino acids. The transcript has 6 exons. The record is from RefSeq and is a predicted model, not a curated record.
CACGCACGCGCGCCAGAUCGCGCCAACCGUCCGACCAAAAGGGAGUCGAAGUUUAAGCUCAGCUGAAGUAAACGAGUGACGUGUUGAUGUGGCGCCGAGCUGCAGGCUAACGGUUAGCUAGGCGCUAAUGGUUCUUUUCCUGCUUCGACCCGUGCGCAAUAAUGACGUCGUCGUGCCUUCGUCUAAUAAACCCAGUGAGAAGAAUUCUCGUCAAGUGAUAGGUGAGCGGCAUGGCUUUGAUCUCCUUGGACGACCUGGAGGGCUUGGACGAAGACGAGCAGCUGGACGAUGACAUCACGGACAACCCCGAGCCAAUGGGGGACGAGCACUCGGACAGGCUGCUCGCUCAUUGGAGGGCCGUGGCCAGCACGCAUCAGGUCACCGUGCCGACAGAAAUGAGGGGCCCCAUCCACGAAAUGGCACGCAACAACCAGCAGAGGGAGCCUGUCCCCUUCGCGCUGAUUUCCUGUCAGGAGAAGAUGGGCGAGGUGAUGUGGGAGGAGCGCGUGUACCCGGCCGGCAAGUGGGCGUGCGUGCGGCAGGCGGAGGAACUUUACGAGCAGAGCAUUUCCAAGAGCUUCAUGAAGUUGAUGCGCUUCAUCUGCAAGGAGAACUCAGCAGGCGGCCACCUGGGCAUGACGAUACCGGUGGUGAGCACGGUGCUGGUGACGGCCGACGGCGAGACGCUGGACAAGAACGUGGAGACGGGCUUCUACCUGCCCGCCGCCUUCCAGGACGCGCCGCCGCGGCCGCACGACCCCGACGUGGAGGUGGUGCAGCGCGACGCCUUCACCGUCGUGGCCGGGCCCUUCGUGGGGACGACCAACGAGGAGACGGUGACGCGCCACAUCGGCUUGCUGCGGGAGCUGCUGGGCGCCUCGGCGUCCGAGCGCCUGCGCUCCGGCGUCUACAUGGUGGCGGUCUACGAGAACCCCGGCGUCCCGCGCCGACGCAACGAGAUCUGGUUCCUGCGGCGCUAGCGGGUGGGGGGGGCGACACCGCACGCACGCUCACACACAAUCUUGGAUGCCGUGUUGUUUCUCAUUAGCAUGCUUAGCUCUUAGCGCCGUUAGCU